This is a messenger RNA of Schistosoma mattheei, 3267 nucleotides long. NCBI's taxonomy places the organism in Eukaryota, Metazoa, Platyhelminthes, Trematoda, Strigeidida, Schistosomatidae. The record is from the annotation of a GenBank genome assembly.
GUCUGCUGAUUGGCGCUCACAGAUAGCGUGUUCGGGACAUGGUAAGUCACUUGUCAUCAGCUCAUCAUUUUGUAGUCACACAGGAAAUUCUCUGCUCCGCGUCAUGGUUCUCUCGGAUUUACACCUAAAAAGCGUUGUCGACGCAUCCGAGGGAAAUGCAAGGCAUUCCCACGGGACAGAAGAUCUCUUCCACCUCAUCUGACUGCUUUCAUGGGAUAUAAAGCAGGAAUGACUCACAUUGUUCGUGAAGUUGAUCGACCUGGAUCCAAGGUUCAUAAGCGUGAGGUUGUUGAACCAGUAACUAUAAUGGAGUGCCCACCUAUGGUAAUCGUUGGGAUGGUUGGGUACGCACCAACUGCCAAGGGUUUAAGGACUUUUAAGACUGUGUGGGCAGAACAUCUUACUGAGGAAUUCAAACGUCGGUUUUACAAAGAUUGGUGCAAGUCUAAGAAAAGAGCUUUCCUCAAAUCCUCCAAGAAAUGGUUAUGUGAAGCAGGCCUUGCACAGAUAAAGCGUGAUCUGAAAAAAAUCAAAAAGUAUUGUACGGUUGUUCGAGCGAUUGCACACACACAGAUGCGCCUGAUGAAACAUCGUCAGAAGAAGUCACAUAUCAUGGAAAUCCAAGUAAAUGGUGGGACUAUUUCACAGAAGGUCGAUUGGAUUCGCCAGCAUUUCGAGAAACAGAUAUCCGUUUCAAACGUGUUUUCGCAAGAUGAAAUGAUUGAUGUUAUAGGUGUCACCAAAGGUAAAGGUUUUAAAGGCGUUACUUCUCGCUGGCACACCAAAAAGCUACCUCGAAAAACCCACAAAGGUUUGCGUAAAGUAGCUUGUAUUGGUGCGUGGCAUCCUGCACGUGUAGCAAGAUCAGUUGCUAGGGCUGGUCAAAAGGGUUACUUCCACAGAACAGAGUUAAACAAGAAGAUCUACAGAAUUGGAAUGGGUUUACAAGCUCAACUAGAGGUUGCGAAGGCAGAAGCCUCUAAGGAUGAUAAGGAUAAAAAUGCAGUACCUAAACCUAAAGGCAAUGCGUCCACAGAGUUCGACUUAACGGCUAAAAACAUCACCCCUAUGGGUGGUUUCCCACACUACGGUGAAGUCAGGAACGAUUACGUCAUGAUCAAGGGUUGCUGUAUGGGUCCCAGGAAGCGUGUCAUAACACUUAGGAAAACAUUAAUUCCUCAAGUUAAGACACGAUCAAAGGAGAAAAUUGUCCUGAAAUUUAUCGAUACAUCGUCCAAGUUUGGUCAUGGUCGGUUCCAGACUCGUGCGGAAAAACAGGCUACUAUGGUUAGUCUUUCGAAAUAUUCGUGUAUAAACUUUGUAAUUUUAGGGUCCUUUGAAAAAGUGUGUAGGACGCGCGAAGGUUGUCGCAUAAUUGUGAUUCCCUACAAUAAAAUUGUGGUAGAAAUCGUUUUUUUUUAUUACGCUAUAUCGACAAAUUGGGUCCAUUUUGUAUCUAAUCUCUGUAAACUGUCGAUUUGUAUGACGGACAGUGCUGUGUUGUUGCAAGUUAAUUGUAUGCGUAACUUACCUAUACUUAUAUACGAUGGCCGGUAUUUCGAAUAAAAAGAUGCUUAUUAUUCAUUGUUAUAAUCCGUCCGAUAUUCAUUUACUAUCGACCAGUAAGUCAAGUCUUUCAAAGAGAAAAUGCUUUUUGAAAUGAAGACUUCGAGUCUUUUCUACAGUCUUGAAAGUGUUUUUAACUUAAGUUAUUACGAAUAUUACUAACAUAAAAAUAUAAGCUGAGAAGUGCUAACAUCUCUUUCACAUCUGGAACGCCAAUGCUUAUGUAGUUCUCGUGUCGAGCUUGACACAGUAUUCCUAGAACGCUUGGUUAAUAUAUAUGUAGUGCGGUGGUUGAUCACUAUGGAUUUAUUGUGAAAAUGUUUUUUGUUUGUACACUGGACAGGUUUCUUCAAAGCAUCCGUGUUUAGGACCCUAGCUUUUGUUCGCGAUGCCUCCAUUUACUGAUUAGUCAUUUCGUGUUCAUACUCAAGCAAGUUGUAUGUUGAAGUACUAAGCCUGGUUGGGUUAAUACACAUUGGCGAGACGAGGUUUAAUAAUAAGGUAAUUAUCUGCUGCUUAUGUGAUGGUCUCACUACUUGUCUCAUUCUAUGUAGUACCCCCGGCUGCUACCACUUUAUCCGUAUAAUUUCAUCGUAAAUAUUUCAGAAACGUAUGACGUUAAGCCUAACAUUCGAUGAUAUGAAAGUAGUAAUCUAUGACAGCAGGUGAGUGGCAAAAAUACCGUGGAAAGUAGGGUAAUGAUAACUGCAAAACAUUAGAAAAGACACUAGUCAAAGUUAUGUUAUGGUAUACUCAAUCAAGAUAGGUAUAUGAUUAGGCCUAGUUUUCAUAAUAUUAUCGUAACGUAAUCACUAAUUAACGGCAAUUGUUCUCUUAAAAGCCGACUGCGAUGGGGCUUGUGAUCUGGACCUCGAUAAAGUUCUCUUCCUGCAUGGAUGUCUUCAUUUGAUAAUGUUGAAGAUAAUAAGGUAGAAGUGUGACGUUAUUCUUUGAGGAUUCGGUAAGGGUUACUUUUGGUUCUCUAAAAACUGGGUUGGUGUACUUUUUAUCGUUAUCUACUAAUGCUUUCUUUCGGGUCUUACUAGAUUAUGAGUAACUGCCCGUGAUUAAGUACUAGUUCGUAUGUUUUGGUUGUUCAUUUGGAAAUUGGAGAUUUUGAGUAACGGCUUGAAAACCAUCGCACUGGUGCAGUUACAUGCAUCCUCUAUCUUCAAAUCAUGAGUAAGCAUCAUUUGCGUAUUUCUACCCUUCAACUGCAUUUGUUUCUUUGCAACUGUCUAAUGCUUUAAUACUCACUGCCUUCGAUUUUAUACUGUACUUGUUAUUCUGUUGACUGCCUCUUAUCAUAGUGAUUUGAAAUGUGAUACAUUGGACCGAACUUGUUUCGUUGCAGGUCCUACGUUAGUAUUGACGUGGGUACGUUUGUUGUCCAACCUCAGAAAUAUUCACAUUAUAAACCAGUCUCAUGGAGUUCUUGUCCGAUAACCCUCAAAUUAAAAAGCCUAAAUCCCGACCGAAGCUGCUACCAGUCAGUCAGCUACAACGUAGGACCAGGUACAUAUGUGCAUCGGUCCAGGUUGCCAUACCGCAUCAGCACAAGAUGAACACUAGAUUCAUAGCAGUGGUUAGGUCAAAGGUGGUAAUAUAUAAGUGAAAGAUUUAUUUAUUUGAACACAUGAAUAUUGGUACAAGAGAGCGCCAAUAUAUAUGCGCCACACAAAACAAUGAGAAUUCGAAGAG